Molecule: messenger RNA, 1017 nt
Organism: Aspergillus mulundensis
Lineage: Eukaryota; Fungi; Ascomycota; Eurotiomycetes; Eurotiales; Aspergillaceae
Exons: 2
Coding region: 1-1017 (338 amino acids)
Molecular function (GO): protein binding
Source: RefSeq, a predicted model, not a curated record
AUGCUUCGAAAUGCAAAGAUAUUUCCGCAACCCACCGCAAAGGUGAAGAGUCGUCUGGAAAAUGGCCAUAACCCAACAGAUUUGUUUGGCCGAUUACCCCUUGAGACCCGCGAAGAGAUCGCAAUGAUAAUGUGUAUCCGGGACUUUUUGAACCUCCGUCUGGUCUCACGAGCGAUGAGCGCGGUCUUCCAUGACAGCCACUUCUGGAGGUCUCGGUUCAGGGAAGCAGGGGACCGAUGGUUUAUAGACACUGAUGCUUGGCAUGGUGGGAAAGGCCAGGAUACCGACUGGCGGCUUCUAUACCACGCUACAUCAAGGUUCGCAGAUAGGUCCGAGACCACAAGCAAGGUAUGGGAAGUGGUGCGCUGGAUGAAAGAGACUAUUGCCGCGAAGAAAGGCCUACGGCUACCACCUUUGGACUUUUCCGGGCGGGCCUUGCAACAUUACCACGGAGACUCAUCUGCCGAGGGAAGACGGAUCGAAAGAGCCCAGGUCUUGCCCAAUCUCACCGCGAUUGGAGUCACGUUUGUCACUGGCAACUCCACGGGUAAAGACUCAGAAUGGCUCAUGUCAGAGAUCGUCGCACUGGAGCUGAUUACCAACGGUCCUCGAAGUGACACUAUAAUUCUUGGCUGCCCGAGGAAAAAGGCGAAGACUCUUACAUCCCUUGGGAUGCAACGCAAAAUGGCCAUGUACCGUAACUCCGGCAGGAGGAAAUAUCGAAAGCAGCCGCCCGAGUGCCCAUUCACCGGCAAGGUUGUCCGUGUUAUGUUAGAGGCCAGGGGUUUCAUGGGUUUCCGGAUCGAAUACUUCGUCGAGAAGAUCUCGUCUAUAGGCGUGUGGAGGAAGGGCGACCUUGGAAGUUUGAACGAACCACAGACAUUUGGCAUAGAGGACUACGACAGGUGUGUGUUUGAUAUGGUCUUGGAAGACGUGCUUGAGGUCGUUGCGACGUUCGAGGGUCAGGCGUUGGUAGACUUGGGUAUCAGAGGGCAUCGCCCACUCCCAGUUGAAUGA